Xenia sp. Carnegie-2017 is the source of this 1371-nucleotide messenger RNA. RefSeq names its product transmembrane protein 245-like. The record is from RefSeq and is a predicted model, not a curated record. The transcript has 9 exons. The coding region runs from base 1 to 1371 and encodes 456 amino acids. NCBI's taxonomy places the organism in Eukaryota, Metazoa, Cnidaria, Anthozoa, Malacalcyonacea, Xeniidae.
AUGCUGAUAAUUGGGAAAAUAUAUUUUUUUUGUUGUGGCAUUUUGCGUAUAUUUUGUGUAGAAAGGAGAAAAACAAAAGAUGGGCCAAAAUUAACGAAAGAUGAUCACGUGACAACAGACACUGUCGAUGAAAAAACUCCCAACAUAAAAGCUAGUGAUCUUUUCUUCCUCGCGUUGUUCUGGGCCACUGGAUUUGUGUGCAUUGCAAAGAACCUCUGGAUAUUAGAACUAUUGACUGUUCCCUUUGUCAUAUAUGUGGGGAAAAAAUUGUUGGUAUGGAUUGAUAAUGAAAAUGCCUUACAUGAAUAUGUUUGCACAUUCUCUGCGAAACUGAAAGUUUGGGCAAAAGAACGGAAAGAUGUUCUUGCUCCAGCUCCACUGAGAGGAAUAACAAGGACUAUAUUAUUGGGAGAUAAAAAGAUGGUGUUUUGGGUCGAGCAGUUUGUUGACAAACUAAUCAGCAUAUGUAUGAUAUUCUUUCUUAUUCUUGGUACAAUAAUGUUUGCUGCAGUCAUAGCUAUCCAGGUGCAAAGAGAAAGUCUACAUUUGGUGCAAGUCAGUGGUGAUCUUGUCAAUGAUGCCAUGAAUGAAUAUCCAGAAUUUUUUAAGCAAUGGGCUCCUGAAAACCAAGACUUUCACCUUAUCAUUGACAAGGCUGUAGAUCAAAUGUUUUUUCAUGGUCGUGAUUGGCUGGCGAAUAAAGUUGAAAAUAUUGGUGGGACGACCCAAAGAAAUAAUUCGCAGUUAAGGAAACACAUACUUGAAUUAACUGACCGUCUUUAUCAAAGUUGGAAAGAGUUACCCGAGAAAGAGAAUAGUUCUGGCUCCGAAUCUCGAUCGGAAAAAAUGACGAUAACAACGAAAUCCAACUCGACCGUUGCGCUUAAACGAGCUGUCCCAUUUGGUUUGUCCUUACGGGGUAUCUAUAACACACUGGCUGUAAAGCAGAAGAUUGAUAUCUGGACUGUGUUAAAUGUUGUCAAAGAAAAUAUUGAUGUUUUGAUGUCUGUUUUGGAAUCAGUUUGGUUAAUCUUUAAAAGUAACAUGAAUUUGGCUUUCAAUAUCAUCACUGUCUUGUUAUCUGUAGUAUUUUCAAGUGGCACAUACCUUCUCAAUGCUGGUUUCUCCACAAUUGUCUUUUUGACAACGUUGUUUUAUCUUCUAAGUUUUUCUCAUGAUCAAUAUUUACCAGUGCAUUGGGUUAGCACGGUGUCUGGUGAUGAAGCAACGCUAUUUGGAGAGAUUAUUUAUACGGCAAUAAGGGGUGUAUUUGGUGCUUCGUUAAAAAUGGCUGCAUUUUAUGGCUUGUAUACCUGGCUUACUCACACUUUAUUUGGAGUGAAAAUUGUUUUUAUUCCUUCGGGUAAUUGA